This is a messenger RNA of Salvia splendens (bonfire salvia), 1499 nucleotides long. Its product is annotated as homeobox-leucine zipper protein HAT5-like. Gene Ontology annotation, cellular component: nucleus. Gene Ontology annotation, molecular function: sequence-specific DNA binding; DNA-binding transcription factor activity, RNA polymerase II-specific. Bases 407 to 1312 code for a protein of 301 amino acids. The record is from RefSeq and is a predicted model, not a curated record. Gene Ontology annotation, biological process: positive regulation of DNA-templated transcription. NCBI's taxonomy places the organism in Eukaryota, Viridiplantae, Streptophyta, Magnoliopsida, Lamiales, Lamiaceae. The transcript has 3 exons.
AUAAAUACCCAAUUCGCAUAUAUCUCUGAGUCUCCUACCCCUUGCCCCCUCCCAUCCCCAAAUAGCCAAUAUUUUACGCUUACUUUUUUCCUCCACCUUCUUCUUGCUAACUUCCCACUACUCACGCACAACACAACACACUACUCUGCCUGACGAAAAAAAGAAAGAAAUGAUGGGUGUGAUGAGCAACCGUUGUUCCCACACUUCCCACAUCACGGCCAUCAUCAUCACCAGCUUCUUCCGCCAUAAAUUCUAAAGAUUUCACCUUUUUUCUGUGUUUGCCAACAACCAUCUUCAGCCCGCACUCCCGCCAAAAUGCCCAAUUCUUGAAUUCUCUUGCUUAUUUUUGUCCCCCCCCCCCCCCCCCCCCCCAAAAAAAAAACUUUCUUUUUUUGUUGAUGUGUUAAUGGGCAGUGGCAGCGCUAUAGAUCUGUCUAAGAAGAUGAAAUCUCGUGGUCUUGAUUCUGUGUUUGCUUCUGCUCCUUCAGAUUCGUUUCUUGGGCCGGGAGCGAUGGUGAGUUUCGGAAAUGUUGGUAGGGAUGACAGAUCAGGAAACUCGUUCUAUCAGUUGUUUGAGAUGCAGGAGAACGGGGACGAAUACUUUGAUGACUAUUUUAGUCAGCCGGAGAAGAAGAGGAGGCUCUCAGCAGAUCAAGUCCAGUUUCUCGAGAGGAGUUUCGAUGUUGAGAAUAAACUCGAGCCAGAUAGGAAGCUUCAGCUGGCGAACGAGCUUGGCCUGCAGCCUCGUCAGAUUGCAGUGUGGUUCCAGAACCGGAGGGCUCGUUGCAAGACGAAGAGCCUUGAAACAGAAUACGAGACAUUGCACUCGAGCUAUAAGAGCUUGAAGAUGGACUAUGAUAACCUCGUCAAGGCGAAUGAGAAGCUAAAAGCUGAGGUUCUUCACCUCGAACACAGCGGGACUGCUCAAGAUGUGGAGAUAUUGGAUACUAAGGAACUAUCAGAAGCAAUGCCAACAUCUACCGAUGAAGAACAUAAAGUUUCUAUUUCGACUUCUAAGAAUGAUGAGCAAAGCUCAACAAAAAGUGAUGUCACCAAUGAAGACAGUCCCCGGUUGAGAGGCGAGGCUCAUCAUCACCAUCUGUUUGUUGAAUCAGGUGAGUCUUCUCAUGACUUUGAUCCCGGUCAGUCUGUUUUCUCGCUUCAUGGAGAAGAUAGCUUGAAUCACGAGGAAUUGCUACAACAUGCCUGUGUCUUUCCUAAGACCGAAGAUGUCUAUUGUCACAACCAUGCAACUUCCUGUGGCUAUGGAUUUUCUGUCGAAGAUCUUGCCUUCAAUUUCUGGUCGUAUUAAGUUCUUGUCCGUAUAUUUUUACGACCUUUUUGACACCCUUUUUCGUAUUAUUGCUAGGUAAUAAGUGAGUGUUGUAACAAUAAUCCCAGUUCCCCCAAUCAUAGUUGGGCCAUGUCUAAAUGGUAUAGGCUUGUUUCAAGCUUUUGUUCAUCUAUGUAUCAUAUUUUAGUGAAAAAUAUGUGAAAUA